Rhizopus microsporus ATCC 52813 is the source of this 753-nucleotide messenger RNA. RefSeq lists its product as uncharacterized. The transcript is spliced from 2 exons. Lineage: Eukaryota; Fungi; Mucoromycota; Mucoromycetes; Mucorales; Rhizopodaceae. Bases 167 to 715 code for a protein of 182 amino acids. The record is from RefSeq and is a predicted model, not a curated record.
GAAAAAGUUUCGUAUUAAAAAAGAACCGUUCAGUCGAACAGGCUUCUUUUUCACCUUUUUAGGUUUUCUACUCAUCUUGUUAUGUUUAAUUGGUUGUCAGACACCUGGAUCAAAAAGUCUUUAUUUUGUUAAAGUAACAGAUGCACCCAGUUAUAAAGGAUCACCCAUGUCAGCUUAUUAUGGCUGGAGAGGAUAUUGUAUUGACGAUGGACAAACAAACUGUUAUGGUCAUGACGUUCUUGUAGUGCCAUUAGAUGUCUCCAUCAGCAACAGUCUCAACAUCACUUAUCCCCGACUAUUUACCGAUGCCGUCAGUCCAGAUACUGAUCUGAAUCCUGGAGCAGCGCCCAAUCCAGCACAUGAUCCCAAGAUAUUUCCAGCAGCUGUACUUUGUUUGCUCUGUAGUGGUGUCUCCCUCUUCUUGGGAAUUUGGAAAUGGUAUCAACCUCAUAAAUAUACUGACCAACACUAUACACGUGGCUUCUUGGCAGCCUCAUCCGCUGUACUUGCUCUCUUACUGAUCGCUCUCAGCUCAGUCAUGUAUCAGAAUGCUGUCUAUGAGCUCAAUGUGAUGUAUCCCAACUUGGUUGCAAGUGAGGGACCAAGUAUGAUCAUGGUGGGUGUUGCCUUUGGCUCAUUCUUUAUAGCCGCUAUUGGAUUACUCAGAGGUGUACUUAAUGCAGAUAUGAAUGCUGAAGGUUAUAAUGCUAUUUAGCUUUUCUUUUUAUUAAAUUUGUAAAUAAACAUGUUGCU